Messenger RNA from Metarhizium acridum CQMa 102, 1200 nucleotides. The record is from RefSeq and is a predicted model, not a curated record. Lineage: Eukaryota; Fungi; Ascomycota; Sordariomycetes; Hypocreales; Clavicipitaceae.
AUGAUGCAAAGCGCCAUUCCUGUGUUGAUAUACCAUCUGUUUCCCGUUUGUGGUUUCCUUCGGCCUUCAGGUAUGACAAUGGCAGAACCGGAGAAUCAUGGAAACUGGCUUGUCUGUGCAAUGACCAUUGUAUGGGCUUGGUCGACGUUGAUUUUCUUCGUUCGUGUUUGGGCGAAAGUAACUGCCAAACGCUGGGGUGCUGAAGACUAUACAGUAUCCGUUGCAUUUUUGGUAUCGACAAUGGAUAUUGUGGCGAUCAUGUCAGCAAUUCAUCGAGGAUACGGUCUGCCGAUGGACCUAAUUGCACGAGAGGAUCAACUUUCUCUCUACGCCGGUCAGCAGCUCUAUAUCUUCAUCUCGGGACUUUCCAAGGUAUCUACGGCACUCUUUGUCAUACAUUUGGCGUAUUCGGGUCCCCAAAAUAGACCAGGUUAUGUGCUGGUUGGGGUCUCCGCGAUAUGGACAAUCGGCUCUAUGCUUGUCAUCGCCUUGAGAGGCGACCCGCGUCGUCCAUGGCAAACGCUAGUUGGAACGAAAACUAUGUAUUUCCGAUGGAUCGUCGUAGAGACUACCGGUCUCAUUGUUGAGAUUAUGUUGGUCCUACUGUCCGUAAGCCUCGUCGGCAGCUUGCAACUAAAGGCACAAAAACGCCUUGUCAUUUUGUCUGCUUUCGCUGCUCGCUUAUUGCUGAUUCCCCUCGUUGCCGUACGACUCUGGUUACUCUCUCCAGGCGUGAACACGGGUUCGACAGACACGAGCAUUGCACCAAGCAUAAUCACUCAAUUCACGCUGCAUUUCUCUGUCCUGUCCGCAUCCAUCACAUCGCUUCGCCCGUUUUUGCGGACAUUUCAUAUGGACUACAAAUGGGACAGCAAAGUGACGUCAAAGCGCAAUUACUCUUCAACCGGCUAUACGACAACAGGGUCCUCAUCAAAAAAUGUAUAUGGAACCUCGUUACAGAGUGGUCGGGCCGAUAGACAAUGGGCGGACGACUUCACGGAUCCUUCCGGGACACACGCCCGAUUCAUGAACAGGCCAUCGACAGGAGGCACCGCAAGAAACAUCGACGGCCUAUUAGCGUGGAAACAUGUCGACGAGAUCCAAACGCGCCCGUCGUUCCCGGCAAAAACAAUGGUUAUUCAGAAGACGGUGGAUUGGACAGUGGAGUACGAGCUAAAUACAAAUGCUCAUACUCCAUAG